Parasteatoda tepidariorum (common house spider) is the source of this 2063-nucleotide messenger RNA. RefSeq lists its product as uncharacterized. The record is from RefSeq and is a predicted model, not a curated record. NCBI's taxonomy places the organism in Eukaryota, Metazoa, Arthropoda, Arachnida, Araneae, Theridiidae.
UUUUAUGUCAUAAUUUAUAAGCUCACUAAAAUUUCUUGUUUACUACAAAUGCUUUUAGUUCCUUUCCGUGAAAUUAUAUAGUGUCAUAAAUACAUAUAUCUGUACAGAUUACGUGUAUUCAAUAGAUGAGUUAUGCUUAUGAAAGAUCAAAAAGUUUCUGGAAAUUAACCAGAUAUUAGUUUAGUAAGAAAAAUGUUUUCAAGCCAAGUAAAUUCUAGAGAUCUUUUUUUCAGCAAUCCAGUGGAUCAUUUCUUAGGAAACAAUGGGGGAUUGAGAACAAGUGGUGAAUCUGGCUUUAACUCAAGCAAUUGCAGUCAAAACAGAAAUGCAAAAGAUUUACUUGACUCUAAUAAUUCCUAUGAUAUUUUCACCCAAUCUCAGAAAACAAAUACUGGAGAUGAAGGAAAUGCCGAUUACCGAAAAUACAUCUCACAAAAUUUGUUAUUUGGAAAAGCUAAAAAAGAAACGAGGAAAAAAUUCACAAAUUUCGACAAUGAUGAUAAUGAAAACGAUAGAAGAUCCGUAAUUGAAGAUAAUAGCACUGCAAAUGAAAUAACUGGAAUUAGGGAUUUACUCGGCAGCCUGGCUGGAGGUAUAAGAAAAAUCCAUUCUGACUUAUCUGUAGUCCAACAUUCAAUCAAAGAUGUAAAAACAGAAAUUUCAGAACAAAACGAAAGAAUAUCGUCACUUGAUGAAACAUUAAAUAAUCAAGCAAAGUCAAUUGCUGAGCUUGAGAAAGAGUAUAAGAAAAGCCAUAAAAAAGAUGAAAGUAUAAUGAAGUUUCGAAAAUAUAUGACUGAGAAUACAGACGAAAUAAAACAAGAAUUUAACAAAUUGGAAGAUUUCAUUAAAGAAGACUUAAAAACUGGCAAAAUUUUGGAAAGUGUUAAAAAACUUACAACCUCUCAAACCAAUGGGAACAAGAAAGUUCUGGAGGAUACAAAAACUCACAAUGAAAAAAUACUGAAGAAAAUUGAUACAAAAAUAGAUAAGCACUGCAAUGAAUUCAAAAGUCUUUUAGAAAGAGUGAAAAGUGACAAUGAAAUAAAUAUGGAAAUAAAAUUAAACAUGAAGGAAUCUAUGAAUGCUUUGAAUGCAUCUGUGAAAAACUUGAUUGAUAUUUCAAAAACGAGCCAUACACAAAAUGAAAUGAUUUUUAAAAUACCAGCAGCAACAAUAAAUGAAACCCAAAAUAAAAAAUCGGAUCAAUCAUUACUAAAAAGGCCUAACAUUUGCACUCAAAAUUCAGUCCAUACACCUUUAGCAAGAAACUUCAGCCAAACAGAAAAUCCUUUGCCAUCGAAAAACGGUAAUAAAAGAAAUACAAAACAUAAUGAAAGUAAAUUCGAUAGCUUAUUGUAUACAAAGCCACAAAUGCCAACGGCAUCUCGCAUUUUAAGAUCUAGAACAAAAGCACAAGCUGCAAAGCCAUCAGAAGAAAGACUGAGAGUGUGUUCUCAAGAUACUGCUUAUACACCUUUAGCAAAAUCAAUUAGUCAAAAUGAAAAUUCUUUUUCAUUAAAGAAAAAAAGAAAUGACAACAAUGACUGCACACAAUCUGAGAGAUCAUUGUUUGCAAAGUCACAAGUAGUAAAUAUCUCUAAUGAAUACCAGAAAAAAACAUCCCGCCAGACUCAGCAAAGUGCAGGCGUUCCAAGGUCCGAUUUUUGCACUCAAAACUCUUUCCAUACUCCUUUAGCUAAAUCUAUCAGCCAAAGUGAAUAUUCUUUUCCAUUCAGAUAUAUAAAUCAGAAUGACAACAAAGAUAAUGUAAUGCACAAACAGUUAUAUUCAAAAAAUUGUUCCUUCAAUAUUAAAAGGAAAGCCUCGCCAAACAUGUCACCAGGGUUUAGAAGAAGUCCCAGUAUUACUUCAAAAUGUAUUAGAACAUUCAACAGGAAUCAGUCUUACGGAAACCCAAAUGUUGUGAACCGAGAAAAUUACAUUGGUAUAAGUGGCAAUCGAGGUAAGUUUGAAAAUGAUAGUCAGACUCAGAAAUCCUCACCUUAUUUGACAUUAUUUGAAGUAACUUCCAUGGCCAGAGGAGAGUUUAUUGAUUGAAG